This is a messenger RNA of Bufo gargarizans (Asiatic toad), 1136 nucleotides long. RefSeq names its product cyclic AMP-responsive element-binding protein 5-like. Bases 231 to 950 code for a protein of 239 amino acids. NCBI's taxonomy places the organism in Eukaryota, Metazoa, Chordata, Amphibia, Anura, Bufonidae. The record is from RefSeq and is a predicted model, not a curated record. The transcript has 3 exons.
CAAGCAGAAACCAAACUCCACUGUUCUCUGUAUGUGGCACAUUGCUCUACUUUAGACUGGGGCAAAGGCUGUAACUAAAUUGAUAUACGUAUUUCCCCUGACAAGUAAACUUACUAAAAAGCAAGUGGAAGAGCCUCAAAGAUGCCUUCAUUCGUCAUCGGCGCAAAGAGAAGGAACAGAGGAGCGGAGCUUCGCCAAGUGCACGAUCCAGCUAUGUCCAUGCGGAGGAAAUGGCCUUUCUAAUACCAUGCACUGGAAUGGGUAGCACCGAUAGUAUGUGGUCGAAAAGUCAACAGCAGGAGGAGGAAGAGGAGGAGGUCACCAGGGACAGUGAGACCUGUGCGUCUAUGGGGCCACUAAGUCCUCCUCCACCCGAUCCCACCCCUCCAUUCCAAACCCCCACACAGCCUGCCCCACCUGUCGUGGAAACCGAAAACAUUCGGACUCACCGUCCAAAAAGGAAAAGAACAGAUCGCCAGGAGGACCGGCUAAUUGCAUGCCUGGAUGCACUUGCCCAUCCAGCACCCAAACUCACUAGUGAUGCCCUUUUCUUACUAAGUUUGGAGGAAAAAAUGCUGCAAGUUCCCAGAAGUCGCAUAACUGAAGCGAGGGAUACCAUAACAAGGACCCUAGACAGCUUCAUUCUACAUUAUGACAUCACACAGCCCAACAAUGCACCACAACAUCCACCACAACAUCCACCACCACAUCCAUCACAACAUCCACCAACCACUCACACAUACACAUCACAAACAUACCCACAAACUAACAUACCACACCCUCACGACACAUGGCACACACAACCACAAUCAUCAUACAGCUAUCCCUCCACCAGCAUGGGCAACAACACCUCCACUCAAAUGCAACCCGGCCAGCAAUCAGGCGGAAUGAGAGAGGCCAUGCGGGAUACCGAGCCACAUUUUGCAUUCCCACAAUACCAAAACCUUUGAGAAAUAUCAUACAUAAUUUGGUGCAUCAGGGGUGUUUGACCUUCAUUGUUAAUAUCUGAAAAUUACCUAAUAAUUUAAAGUUAAAAAGUACGAUACUUAUGUUGAUUGUGUUAAACACAGUUUGCGCAUUUUUGGAGGAACUGUAAGAUGUUAUUACUUUUCAAAAAUAAAAACAUUUGCAAACUU